Coregonus sp. 'balchen' is the source of this 12009-nucleotide messenger RNA. NCBI's taxonomy places the organism in Eukaryota, Metazoa, Chordata, Actinopteri, Salmoniformes, Salmonidae. The record is from the annotation of a GenBank genome assembly.
AUGUGUUCCAAAUGUGCUUUCUUCUCUGCUCUGCCUGAGAUAGAAGGGAGCUGUGUGGGUUGUGAAUUGAACCAAUUAUACAGUAAAUAGUAAUCUAACUAUACCCCUUUCUCUAUCUCCUCCACCACUGUCUUUUUCUCUCUCAGGUCCUCCUUGUAGUGAAAGAGGUGAGGGGAAGAAGAAGGGGCGUCCCAGAGCUGAAGUACAGGAGCUGAGGAGUAUUCCUGUGAGUGUCUUCUAUCCCCCUACUCCCUGACUAUUCCCUGUGUAGGAGUGUAUAUCUCAUCUCUCCCCCUCUCUGCAGGCUAACAUGAUGGUCCAGUGGAAGGAGGAGUUUAAGAGGAGGUCCAGGGUAAAGUGUCCGUGUUCAGGCUGCUGGUUGGAGUUCCCCAGCAUCUACGGCCUCAAAUACCACUACCAACGCUGCCAGGGGGUGAGACAUGACCCACUACUCACCCCACCAUCUCUCUCCUCCAGUGUUGCACGGUAUACCGAAACUUCGGGUACUUUUUCGAUACUAAAACAUGAAAAACGGUUCGGUACUACAUUUUUUUACAACUUUUGGUACUUCUGUCAAAGGUGUCUCAUGGAUCACGUCUGUCUAUCAGCGCAGCCGAUGUCUCCCUUAUAGCGCGAGCACACCGUGCCUGCUGCACUUAGCCUGCACAGGGAGUCUGGGCAGCAUCAUGUUAGCUCCCCACUCAUGCUGCACAGAAGUUAACCCACCUGAAUAAUGUGACACGGCAUGUAGAAAUGUUGAAACUGUUAAUUACUGUUCGCAAAACAAUGUCCAUACAGGCUAGAACACUUUACAAUGCAAGAAGAUACCGGUAGCUUCCAGCUGUAGGCUAACUUUCUUUGCUAGCUUACAGCUGAAGCUAACAUCAAUUCACUACCCCUAGUACAUUGUGAUAAUAUGCAAACCAUAAGGAAAAACAUGCUGAUUUCAAAGCUGAUUGUCAUCAAAACUUUAUUAAUUGACUUAAUCAUCCUCUCUCACACAUCUCUCCCAAAGAUUAUCUAUUGCCUGAGUGAACUGACUGUGUGUGUGAAUAGGGCUCCGACAGGCCGCCCCCCCCCCUUGCCUCAUGAAUGACGUCAUUACUGGUUAAAGAGACAGCGCACACUGUUAUAAAAGAAGCUACUUCAAUGCAAAUGUUGUUGAUCAGUACAAUAAAAUAAGUCCCAAAUGGAAGGGAAACAUAUUGUUUGUCAUCUGUAGCACCAUGAAAUCAGCCAAAACAAGCUCAAUAACUCACUGCAUUCACACACUCCUAUUGAAUAAUAUGCAUUUACCUGUAUUGUGUAUAGACCUAGGCUACAUCUUGAUUUACCCAGUUUAUCAAUAGAGAUUUGCCAUUCAAAUGAAUGAUUACCAUUAUGUUGUUAUGUAGUUAGAUUGGUAAAAACAAAGUCAAAUUGAUUGUAUAAUUGAUUCAUUAAUGCAUACAUCGCUAUCUCUGAAAAAUGAUGAUGUAAAAAUGUUCUAAUGGUAUUGAACUCAAAAGAUGCCCAACGAUUGAACAGAACAGUAGCUGAGUUUAUCUGUCUGGAUCAAGGGCCAUUCUGUGACUUCGGCUAAUAUGCCUUCUGUUUUGGUAUCGUGUAUCGUGAUUGUAUCGAGUAUUGUGAUACUAAACCUGGUAUCGGUAUCAAAGUCAAAAUUCUGGUAUCGUGACAACAUUACUCUCCUCACCCCCUCUCCUCUCCCACAUCGCCCCUCCUCACCUGCUCCGUCUCACGCCACCCCAGCCUUUUCCCUCUGUUGCCCACUAUCAGUGCUUUGAGGGGGUCUACAUAUUUAUUGUCAAUCUGUAAACCUGUUGAAUUAGAUUUGUGUACUUUAGACUAAUCAAUAUCCUUCCGUUUCUUCUCUUUCUCUCUUUUACCUCCUCCCUCUUUUUUCUCUGUCACCCAGGCGACCCUAGCGGAGAAGUUGAGUCAUGGCUGUCCGGACUGUGAGGCGGUGUUCGCCACUAAGGUCCGGCUCCAGAAGCACAAGCUGUGGAACCACCCAGAGAGGGUUACCGUGGAGACCAAGGCCGAGCCCAAACUACAGAAGACUCCCAUGAAGGGGACGUCCAAGAAAAGGUGACCUGGGUUGUUGAUUUUCACCACAACUUUAAUUUACCCUGUAGGCCUAGGAUUAGAUUGUACCAUUGUGUCUUCUCUGUCCAGGCCUAUGGAGAUUACUACCUCAUCACCGGUGUUCUUCAAAGUGAAGAAGACCCAGGAGGUGUCUAGUCCCUCCCAGAAUGGGGAGUGCGCCCCCCAGAGGGGCGAGAGGAAACAGCACACACACCCCCAGCCCCCUCAGCAUCAGGCCUCCUCCUCUGACACCUCCCCCAACACUCCGGGGGGCAGCGAGAGCGAUGGUGAGGGGGGAAGCCUUCUCCCACCGUACCCAGAUGAAGACCCUGAGAGGACAAGGCACAGUAAGAUUAAAAUAUAAUGAAUAGUAGGAUAUUUUGUUGCAUUGUUUGGGUGUAGUUAGAAGUCCAGUGGAAAUUGGGGCCCAGUGUGUUUGACCGUUUCUUGCUCUCUGUUCUCCUCAUGAGCCAGGACGGAAGCAGAAAACUCCUAAAAAGUUCACUGGAGAACAGCCCUCCAUCUCGGGGACGUUCGGACUGAAAGGUAGACCCCUCGGUAUUUCUCUUCUCACAGCUUCUCUCACUUAUGCUGGAAAUAGAAGUAUGCACUACUGGGUCAUUGACUAGGCAUGAGUGUCUCCACCUCCACACUGUGUAUUAGUGGUAGUGUGAUAGUGUCCUCUCUCUCUGUGUUAAUGUGAGGACUGUAGAGGUGUUUCAUAUCCUGAGCCAGUCUCGUACUCUCCUUCUGACACAUUUUCUCUCUUUCUCAGUACCAAUUUUCUCGAAGCUCAGUGACUCACACUCAACACUACACAUUACACGACUCUCUUUCUUUCUCUGUUGUUCUCAUCUCCCUGCCUCCUCUCUCGCUACCACUCUCCCUCUUUCUGAAAUCAGCUUCUCUCUUUAUGUACUAUCUUCUCUCUCUCUUUUCCUCCCUCUCAUUUUACAUCCUCACUCUUUUUCCUCCUGUGAAAUGCAGCUGCUAAAUAAAAGGUAUUACUCUGUCAUUGUCCUGGUGUCGUACUGCUCAGCCUAACUGACUCUCUGCGGUUCUAGACUCUCGGUUCUAGACUCUCUUUAACUCUGACUGUAAAUGUCACUAGAUCUGUUUCCCCUUUUCUCUUUACUGAACCUGAACCAUGCAUACAUGUGUGCGCACGGCACAUACACAGUCACACACUGUAUGUUUCAGGUAUGAACAAGGUAGAGGAGAAGCUGAAGGCUGGUCGUGUGAAGAGAUCAGAGGGGGGUCUGUUCAGCGAUGAGCCCCAGAGGAAGCACCCUGGCCCAGCCUCCAGAAGAGAUCCACCACCCCUCACCUCUGGUACUAAAAUGGCUGUUCUGGACUACUGUUUAUUGAUAAGACAAAAUCCAUCUCCCAAUUUACUCCCUCGUACACAUGUUUACCUCAGCGUGUUUCUGACAAUAUAAAGUAUUGAUUGGUUGAUUGGUUGAUAUAUCCUCCAGGUACUCCAGCAGAGGCCCAGUGGCAGCAUGCCAUCUCAGAGCGGGGGGAGGUGGUGUGUCCUACCUGCUCCAUCGUCACCAGAAAGACUGUCUCUGGCCUUAAGAAGCACAUGGAGAUCUGCCAAAAGGUGAGUGGAUCACACACCUGUCAAUCAAAACAGAGGCCUAGGGUGAUUGUACAAGAGAACUAUAUCAAUCCAAACAGAUGUUUUCACAGCUCAAAUGAAAUAGUGUCGAUCUUUCCCUUUUGUUUGAGAUUGUAGCCUGCAGAUUUCUCUUACUGCUUGUAGCAGGAUCCUCACAACAGAUGGCAAUAAUCUGUCUCAGUUUGACUUCUGAAGGAUCAAUACAUUUGACAUAACAUAUUUGGAUUUGGGGGUGAACCAUAUGUUUAUGAUCCGUCAGCACCAUUCUCAUCACCACAGUGUCACAUCUGGCUUUCAUUCCUCUAAAUUAAGGAUUGUGUUUCACACUCACUGUUGAAACUCUGAAAACCACAAUUUAUCAUUUGACACUUGCCCUAAAUCACAUUCCAUAUGUCCCAUGUUCUAUAUAAUAUUAUACUUGGGUACUGUUCCACAUCUGUUCUUGAUUCUAGCCCACUGAAACAAUUGGGCUGAACACAUUCUGAUCAAUAUCAGUUGCCAUAUGUAUUUAUAACAACAUCUAAAUAUUACUGUACAUUAUAUAAUGCUGUGUAUAAGACAAAUAUACAUUCAGUGGCCAGUUUAUUAGGUACACCCCGUUCACGGAAAUGUUUAGCUCCUACAGACAGUGAGUCACGUGGCCGUGGCUUGCUAUAUAAAGCAGGCAGACAGGCAUCGAGGCAUUCAGUUACUGUUUGAUUGAAAGUUAGAAUGGGCAAGACGAGUGACCUAAGCGACUUUGAGCGUGGUAUGAUUGUCGGUGCCAGGCGCACCGGUUCCAGUAUCUCAGAAACGUCCGGUCUCCUGUGCUUUUCACGCACAACAAUGUCUAGGGUUUACCAAGACUGGUGCGACAAACAAAAAACAUAAUAUACUGGCCACUGAGUGUAUCACAGUAUAUUAUAUUGGCAUUUAAAUUAUUGUACUGCUUUCUGAGAUGCAGUUUUAACCUCUUCAUCAAGUUCUGACUAAUAUUGUACUCUGGGGAUGAGAAUGAGUCAGGCACACUGUUAGACGCCUCUCUCUGAGGACCCCUGGGGAAGGGUCUGGGGAGCCAUUAGAUUGCAGAGUAAUGAUUGGAGGGCUGGUGGAAUGAUACUGUGGCUGCGUCUCAAUACUCUGAAGUAGCUUCCACUCAUUUAACUGUACCAAUCUGAAAACACAGGCUAGCUCAAAGCAAUCAGGAAAGGACACAAAGAGAGGUAGCCUAGACUAUUCAGACACACACUGAGAGUGCUGUGUAGACGUAAGGUGGGUCAGUAGUAGGCACUUCUUUAUGAAGCCUGGUCUGAUAGGCUGUGUGACUAUAAAAGUGACAGCAUUGCCAUUAAGGAGUGGUGGAAUCACCACAUUAGCACAGGGGUCAGUCACUGUAAAACCUCUUCCUCUGCCAUAUAGAUCCAUAUUGGCCUGCUGUGUCUCUUCAUGAAAACGUCUGUUUUACAGUUAUUGGUCUUGAUGAUUACCUGACAAAGACCGUUAUGGGUGAAAUGGUUCUGUAUCACUAGCUCAUGUGAAGGCAGUGGUGGAAAAAGUACUACAUUGUCAUACUUGAGUAUAAGUAAAGAUACCUUAAUAGAAAAUGACUCAAGUAAAAGUAAAAGUCACCCAGUAAAAUACUAUGUGAGUAAAAGUCUAAAAGUAUUUGGUUUAAAAAAAUACUUAAGUAUCAAAGCUAAAUGGAAUUGCUAAAAUGUACUUCAGUAUCAAAAGUAAAAGUAAAAGUAUAAAUCAUUUCAAAUUCCUUAUAUUAAGAAAACCAGACGGCACCAUUUAUUUUAUUUUAUUUGAUGGAUGGCCAGGGGCACACUCCAACACUCAGACAUAAUUUACAAACAAAGCAUUUGUGUUUAGUGAGUCCGCCAGAUCAGAUGCUGUAGGGAUGACCAGGGAUGUUCUCUUGAUAGGUGUGUGAAUUGGACCAUUUUCCUGUCAAAAUGUAACGAGUACUUUUGGGUGUCAGGGAAAAUGUAUGGAGUACUUCACACCACUGUGUGAAGGUCAUGCUGGGGGAACAGUGAGCAGAAAUUCACUCUCUUUUCAUAGGUGUUUUACAGAUAGACCAAUAUUUUCACUGUUAUUGGAUCCAAGAGGCUCUGAUGAAUAGGAAUGACUGUGUGACCUUUGUCCUUUAACCCUGCAGCUCCAGGACGCCCUGAAGUGCCAGGAGUGCCACAAACAGUUCAGGUCCAAGGCAGGACUCAACUACCAUACGAUGGCUGAGCACAGCAGCAAGGUACACACAUGCAGACAGGCACACACACACUAUCCAUUUAAAAGUAACCCUGGCCUCCUAGUGGCGCAGCUGUCUAAGGCACUGCAAUCAGUGCUAGAGGCGUCACUACAGAUCCGGGUUCGAUCCUGGGCUGUGUCGCAAACGGCCACAACCGGGAGACCCAUGAGGCGGCGCACAAUUGGCCCAGUGUCGUCUGGGUUAGGGGAGGGUUUGGCCGGCUGGGAUGUCCUUGUCCCAUGGUGCUCUAGCUACUCCUUAUGGCGGCCGGGCGCAUGCGCGCUGACUUGGGUCGCCAGCUGUACGGUGUUUCCUCUGACACAUUGGUGAGGCUGGCUUCCGGGUUAAGGGAGCAGUGUGUCAAGAAGCAGUGCAGCUUGCCGGGGUCGUGUUUCAGAGGACGCAUGGCUCUCGACCUUUGCCUCUCCCGAGUUCGUAUGGGAGUUGUAGCGAUGGGACAAGACUGUAACUACCAAUUGGAUAUCACAAAAAAGGGGUAAAAAGUCAAUAAAGUAACCCUGGGGGUUUCAUCAGCAACAUGUGACAGUGGAGGGAACUCUGUUGUGGGUUCCCUCCAGGCGUGAGGGAUUGGUUUGGGAUUGGGGGUGAAAUGUCCUAAUAGAUUGAUUUCUAUUGUUAUGCUUUUUGGCAUACCUGAAGUUAUGAUUGAUAUGACUGUUCUGAAAGCAUGCACAUUACAUUGUGGUGCUGUGUUAGCUCCCUCAGUUGAUAUCAACAUGGCCCUCCCUGCUGCAUUAGUGGAAUGGUGCUCCAAUUAAGUUUGUUGAAUAAUUCAAAACUGCUAUCUCAGAAAGCGUCAUAAAAUAUAAAUGAGUGAACCUGUGUGUGUGUGUGUGUGUGUCUGUAUUCCAGUCAGCCGUGCCAUCAUAGCUGAUCUGUUUAAAUGAUUUGUCUUCAGUCUCUGCCUUUCAUCCCAUGGCCAUAUUGGCAGCUCUCCAUAUCAUUAUUAGGAGAGAGUACAGUUUGUGUUUUAAAGCAGUGAUUCACAAACUUCCAUGGCGUGUGUGUAUGUAUAUUUGUGUGUGUGCCUUUGUGUUGUUCUGCAUUACCUGCAGAAGUGGCAUCAUUGCUAAUCUGUACCCAGUGUGUGUCCUCUGGUCACAUGGCUGAGCCCCAGUGCAGUGUGGGAAAAGACAGGAUGACACAGCGACAGAGGUCACCUGCUGGCUUUGAUCUUGUUGUUGUACUGUGAUACACUCAUAUUUGUCUACACUCUUAGAGAAAAAGGUGCUAUCUAGAACCAACAAGGGUUCUUCGGCUGUCCCCAUAGGAUAACCUUUUGAAGAACCCUUUUUGGUUCCAGGUAGAAACCUUUUGGGUUCCAUGUAGAACCCUUUCCACAGAGGGUUCUCAAUGGAACCCAAAAGAGUUCUACAUGGAACCAAAAAGGUUUCUACCUGGAACCAAAAAGAGUUCUACAUGGAACCAAAAAGGGUUAUCCUAUCGGGACAGCCGAAGAACCCUUUUGGAACCCUUUUAUUACUAAGAGUGUAUCUUUCUCGCUAUAUCUUUCACUCUCUCACCCCUCUCCCUCAUGUCUGAUAAAGGUUUCACUCUCUCACCCCUCUCCCUCUCCCUCAUGUCUGAUAAAGGUUUCACUCUCUCACCCCUCUCCCUCUCCCUCAUGUCUGAUAAAGGUUUCACUCUCUCACCCCUCUCCCUCUCCCUCAUGUCUGAUAAAGGUUUCACUCUCUCACCCCUCUCCCUCUCCCUCAUGUCUGAUAAAGGUUUCUCUCUCUCACCCCUCUCCCUCAUAUCUGAUAAAGGUUUCACUCUCUCACCCCUCUCCCUCUCCCUCAUGUCUGAUAAAGGUUUCACUCUCUCACCCCUCUCCCUCAUGUCUGAUAAAGGUUUCUCUCUCUCACCCCUCUCCCUCAUGUCUGAUAAAGGUUUCACUCUCUCACCCUCUCCCUCUCCCUCAUGUCUGAUAAAGGUUUCACUCUCUCACCCCUCUCCCUCUCCCUCAUGUCUGAUAAAGGUUUCACUCUCUCACCCAUCUCCUUCAUGUCUGAUAAAGGUUUCACUCUCUCACCCCUCUCCCUCUCCCUCAUGUCUGAUAAAGGUUUCACUCUCUCACCCCUCUCCCUCUCCCUCAUGUCUGAUAAAGGUUUCACUCUCUCACCCCUCUCCCUCUCCCUCAUAUCUGAUAAAGGUUUCUCUCUCUCACCCCUCUCCCUCAUAUCUGAUAAAGGUUUCACUCUCUCACCCCUCUCCCUCUCCCUCAUGUCUGAUAAAGGUUUCACUCUCUCACCCCUCUCCCUCAUGUCUGAUAAAGGUUUCUCUCUCUCACCCCUCUCCCUCAUGUCUGAUAAAGGUUUCACUCUCUCACCCUCUCCCUCUCCCUCAUGUCUGAUAAAGGUUUCACUCUCUCACCCCUCUCCCUCUCCCUCAUGUCUGAUAAAGGUUUCACUCUCUCACCCAUCUCCUUCAUGUCUGAUAAAGGUUUCACUCUCUCACCCCUCUCCCUCUCCCUCAUGUCUGAUAAAGGUUUCACUCUCUCACCCCUCUCCCUCUCCCUCAUGUCUGAUAAAGGUUUCACUCUCUCACCCCUCUCCCUCUCCCUCAUGUCUGAUAAAGGUUUCACUCUCUCACCCUCUCCCUCUCCCUCAUGUCUGAUAAAGGUUUCACUCUCUCACCCCUCUCCCUCUCCCUCAUGUCUGAUAAAGGUUUCACUCUCUCACCCCUCUCCCUCAUGUCUGAUAAAGGUUUCACUCUCUCACCCCUCUCCCUCUCCCUUAUGUCUGAUAAUGGUUUUACAAAUAAAUGCUGGGGGUUUCUCUGUGUCCCCUGGUGAAUCUAGUGUGUGUUCUCUAGCCUCAGGGUCUGACUGUGACAUUAUUCACUUUGCUUUGCGUUAGUGUGGGAAUGACAUGUAUUCCUCUGAGUUGCCAUCUUAUCCCCCUCUUUCCCUCAGACUGGGGAUGUGUCUCAAUAAUCUCAAAUGGCUUCCUCUCCUUCAUCUGUACAUCUUUUUUUCUAAGAGUGUAAUGAUCUAAAAACACCAGUGAAAGCAAAAUGGAGGAUGCCCACCAGGAAUUUAGACUAUUGAGAUGCACCUGAGAGUGUAUCCACGGUUGCAUUUCAAUCCAGAUUGUUGUUCUCUCAACAUAUGCACUUAUUCACUGCCCUGAUGUGUAGUCCCCUCCCCUGUCCUCUCUCUGGCUGUGCUGUGCUGUCAGCUGCUGUUUUUAUCAGACAUGUUUUUGGCACUGAUAAACCCCUCGGUGAAAACAUUAGUUUGACAGUUGUCAUAAACAUGUCUUGAGUAACGGCCUUGCCAUGAAACCAUUUUAUGAUCCUGGCACCGCCUAACGCCUGAGAUGGAAAACACAUUUUCCCGGCCUGCUUGGGAGGGGGAGGUGUUUUGAGGGGACACGACUCUGGUGCGACGCUGUGUUUGUUCCCCCUUCAGGCCUCGGGGAUUGAGGGCCAGACGGGGGACAGGCAGGAGGAGAGAGAGAGGCUGCGCAGAGUGCUCAAACAGAUGGGACGAAUCAAGUGUCCUAACGAGGUAUGUACGAUCAUGUGAAUUAUUCUGUGAUACAAAUUUAUAUAUCUCUAUAUAUCAUAUAUAUAUAUAUAUCGAUAUAUAUUAUCUCUCUAUCUCUCUAUAUAUCUCUAUAUAUAUAUAUAUAUCUCUCUCUCUUCUCUCUCUAUCUCUAUUUCUGCUGGCCCCACCCCUUCAUCUCCAUCUACCCCUCUCUCUUUCUUUCUCUCUCUUUCUUUCUCUCUCUCCUCUCUCACUCCCUCCUUCCCUCUCUCUCUUGUAAUUCUGCCCAAACACACAUCAACACUGUUACCGAUUACUCACACUAGAGUGCAGAGAGGAGAGAGGAGAGAGGUGAAGAGACAGGGCUGCUGAGACAGAGACUUACAAUAACCUCUCUUCAUCCAUUCAUGGGCAUUUCAUGUCUUUCUUCCACUUCUAACUCACUCUUCUCUCAUUCAAACACACAAAUGGUUGGCCACCUCUCUUGAGAAAGAUAGGUUUAUGUCAAUGACACUAUAUAAAGUUAGAUGAAUGAAACAUAGACAUAGUGUGAUGCUUUGUUAGACAAAUCCAUACUCUGCUCCACUAACCUGAUUUCCAGUCUAAUGUGAAUUUUCAAUUUCUCCCAUUUUCAAUGUUGCACGCACACGUAUGCGCACACACACACAUAAACACACACACACACACACACAGGGCUGCUCGGCCCAUUUCUCCAGUCUGAUGGGGUACCAGUACCAUCAGAAGCGCUGUGGCAGAGAGCUGUCAGAGGAGGACAAGCCUGUGUUUCUGUGUCAGCACUGUGGGAAGACCUACCGCUCCAAGGCUGGCAGAGACUACCACCUCCGCACUGAACACCGCACCCCCCCCACCACCACCACCACCUCCAACACCACCACCACCAAUAUCAACAAUACCAACAACACUAACAACAAUAACACCGGCAGAGGGGUAAGAGAGAGCAGAAGCGUUUUUGUUUUAUAUCUUUAUCGGUUGAGAUUACACCCAUAGUCGUUGGUUGAAUCGCUGUGAAUUCUAUCAUUGGUCCCUGACUGGGCUGUCCCUCCUCUCUUCCAGGUGAGCACAGAGGAGUCACAGACACAGCUUGGAGGAAGAAGGGAGCAGAACCACACGGAGAGAGAGAGAAAGGAAAAGGAGAAGUGGCAAGAGGAGGGGAGAGAGAGGGGUGGGGAGAGAGAGGGCCUGGGGGAGGACUUUGAGAGGACUCCCAGUGGUAGGGUGAGACGUCGGUCGGCCCAGGUAGCAGUGUUCCACUUGCAGGAGAUAGCAGAGGAUGAACUGACCAAGGACUGGGGAACCAAGCGCCGCAUCAAAGAUGACCUAGUACCGGACAGCAAGAGGGUAAGAUACAGACAGGUACUCACACACACACACACACACACACACACACACACACUGAACAUCUUGUCCCUGUCUGUCUUCCUCCCCCAGUUGAACUACACUCGGCCUGGCCUUCCCAAGUUCAGUUCCAAGCUGCUGGAGAGCUGGAAGAACGAGGUCAAGGAGAAGGGCUUCAUCUGCUGCUCCAACGGAGUAAGAACCUCUGGAGAGAAUGUUCUGUCCAUUAAACACCUUUCAGAUAAAUCCUGUAUUUUAAAUAAUCCAGUUGCUUUUACACAUUCCAGCGCUGUCAAUUCUGAGCUCUACAGGCUCUAAAAAUUAGCAAGUGAAGGUUUUAUACGCACAGUUUACUAUAGUUCUAUCUGUUGUUAUUGUUCCUCUCUGUUUCUAGAGCUGUGAAGCUGUUUACUCCAGUGUGUCUGGGCUCAAAGCUCAUCUAGCCAACUGUAACCAGGUAGGAACAUCAGGACCAGUUUAAGUUAAAUGGAUGAAAAAAUAUCUGACCCUGUGUCAGUGGUUAGGUUUAGGGACAACUUGUACCUACUCCUGACUGGGGUGUGUUUCUGUGCUCUGCAGGCAGGGGGCGACGCAGGGAAGUACACCUGCUUACUGUGUCAGAAGGAAUUCAGCUCAGAAAGUGGUGUCAAGUACCACAUCAGCAAGACACACUCACAGGUGAGACUUACAUACAUAAACCCUCAAAGGUCUGAUAUACACAUUGAAGUAUAUGAAACGGACCCACUCACAGAUGACGUCUUCCCUCAUUAUUAUCAUACAUUAAAUGAUCAUACGUUACAUUAUCAUACAUUCGUACAGAACUGGUUCCGAGCCUCUAGCCAUGUGGUGCCCAGCAGCAGCAAGAGUAAACUGCCAGAAAACAACGAGUUAGAGAAAAAGGAAGUAAAGAACUGUGCCACCACAGGAAAGAAGAGAGGCCGCAAGCCCAAAGAGCACCCCCCUCAGGCCACCCCUGUCCAAACAAAGACUCCUUUCAGCGCCACCCAAAUCUCAGCCCCCGCCCCCACUCCGAAACCAACUUCAGCCGCCGCCCCGAACACAGCCCAAGUCCAGCACCAGGCCCAGACCCAGAUCCCGACAGAGAGGGUGAACCCGGGGAGCCCAACAUUAAACAGACAGCCCAACCCCCCCACCACACGGAGGGGCAAGACCAAGAGGGUGCCCCCUCCCUCAGAGUAG